AUGCUGCCAACAGGCUCAUGCCAUUUUUAUAUUUAUAUACACUCAGUUGUGUUUGACAUAAUCAAGAAGGCACACCUGUGCAUAACUAAGGGCAAAACGAAAUAUUAAUAAUAAUAAAUAAUCCGCGACAGUGCUCCUUUAGCGCCUGUGCUCUUAUUGCCAGUGUGUGGGCCACGCAACAACAGACGACGUUGCACCUUCGCAACCGCCCGGCACGAGCCCCGUGUAGCGGCGCAGACAGCAGGACUGUGGCCUUUCUACCUGAGCCUCAUUGCAGAUCUCAUCAGCGUGCUGUUAGCCACCUUUAUCUUCAUAUCGCCAAAACCCUGCACAGCCAACUGCACGGUGACGAAAUCUUGACCUUUGACACCUUCCGCUGAAGACACGCUGUAUCUGUGGCAUAACCGGCGUGUACAAUCUUGACGCAGUUUUUUUUUCUUCUUUUCUUCUUCAAGCCUCGAAGCUGAGCCCUCGGUGGGCCUUCGCUUUCAAAGAAAUGCGUGUCUAGAGGUAGUAUCUUCGAGCAUGUCACACCUGUGAAUCAUGCCACAGCGCUGUCGGGCUGUUCACACAGGGUGGUAUAGAAACUAGUCCACAUAUGAACAAACAUACUUUCUUGAAUAAGGAAUCGCCUCACUUUUUCAUGUCUGGAGAAACUGUUUGUGUGUUCUUACUGGAUUGAAAACUACGUUUCAAAGUGUUGUGAAGAGAAGCUGGGUGUCCAGAGGUACAGGAAAAGUGAUACGAGCAUGCUGAUGUUCAUAGUUUGAUGUUUGUCGGAUGGAGGAACAAUAUCUCGGAAGGUCAGAAUAGCGACGACCUCUGACCUCGGCUAAGCCUAUAUGCUGUCGAUGAUGUUGUUCAUAUCAAGGAUGCUGACAACGACGAUGCAGAAUAUGCCUGAGGGUGACAGCGAGAAGAGGAAGAAGGUUGGCCACUACAUCCUGGGGUCAGUUCUUGGAGAGGGUUCCUUCACCAAAGUGAGGAUAGCUACCCACAUCAUCUCAAGAGAAAAGGUGGCAGUAAAAGUCAUCUCCAAGCGUCUGAUGAUUCAGCGCGAGUCUGUACGACGUCAUUUCCGGCGAGAGGCCCUCCUGCUUCAGCACGUCAGCCACCCGCAUGUCGUGAAGCUGUUAGAAGCCAUGGAAACGCCCAACAGCUAUUACCUGGUCUUGGAGCUGGCCGAGAAGGGGCACCUGCAGGCCUACAUCACUGACAGGAAGUGUUUGGAGGAGGAAGAAGCUCGCCGCUUCAUGCGGCAGAUCGUGUCUGCGGUUGACCACCUCCACCAGUCCGGCAUUGUGCACAGAGAUCUUAAGCUAGAAAACUUUCUUCUUAAUUCUGCAUUAGACAUCAAGAUCGUUGACUUUGGCUUAAGCUCGUUGUGUCAGCGACAGAACUCUCUGAACACUCAGUGCGGGUCCCCAGCCUAUGCCGCUCCAGAAAUUUUCAGCAACCGUCGCUACGGGGCUUCUGUGGACAUGUGGAGUCUGGGCGUUUGUCUUUACGCUAUGGUGAUCGGUCGCCUGCCCUUCCUGUCCGAGCACCAGGAUAAUUUGGCGCCUCAUGCACUGAUUCUUCGGGGAGCAACGAUCCCCUCAUUCCUCACCACAGAAAGCAGUCGCCUCACCAUCACUGAUGUCUUGAAACACAGCUGGAUCACAUGCAAUGGAAAUAAGGCAAUCACGCGCCACCCAGAGGUGGCCAAGGCUCCACCCAUUGCCAUCGACACCAGCAUAGUAAAGUGCAUGACCACCAUGUUCGGCUUCAACGAGAGCGACGUCCUCCAUUCCAUCACAGCUCGGAAGCUGAACGCAUCCUCGGCGACUUACUACCUGCUCAAACGACGCCUGGACGGUGGACACAGACUCAACGGAACGCAGUUAGCAGGCGAUGCUGGCAACAAAGAGGCUCGCCUAAAAAAGCUGGCUCUGUUUGGCAACAGCCCCAGCAGCAGUCACAGUGGUCUCGGCGAACUCUCCAACAGAAGGUCUUCUCUCCCGAAGCUUCCAUCGCUGAGCACAAGCUUUGCGAGCCUGGGCUCGAACCACCAUCUCCACCAAUCCAGGUCUCGACAGACGACGCCCACGGAUGCCGUUCGGACCAGCGUGUACCCUGCCGUGACUCACAACAUCCACCUCAACGUCAGUGGUAUGUCCCCUUUUCAAGGAAAGAAGACCCCCUCGGGGUCCGACCGCUCCUCUGUUGCACUUUUCCCAAGCAAACACGGACAUAUUGUGACGUCAUCGCACGCCACUGACGUGUCUCUACCACCGCCACCGCCGAACACGGCGUACGGGGCCCGCGGCAGGGAGUGGCGACCUUCGGCCUCUGACCCCAACCCAGUUGGAUCUCAUCACAACCCAGAAAAGGUCACACCAGGAUCUGCGUCGACGCUGAAAGAUCCCUUUGGUUGCAGUCACGACUCGUGGAACAGGCAGCAGGAGGAGGGAGGUGAAAAGGAGGCGAAGAACCGGAAGUGGGUGGGAGUGUCGUUGCUGGGUCCGAUGUCCUCUCGCAAGGCCUUGAUGCGUCGAGCGGAUGACAGGUUCGGCAAGUCGCAGGGCCACUCGGUCCUGAAGCAGAUCGCAGACGACUUGAAUCGCAAACGGCCGUCCGUGCAUGGUACGAGUCCACAUAGAGGAGAGCCACAAGCUGACGACCACGUAAAUGACGUGUGCAUCAGUGAUGACGACACCACCGGCAUCUGCGACGACAACUUUGCUGGGGAAGUGGCGGGGCCGAGGACAGACAUUCCUUUUUCUGGAUCGUUGGACCGAGAGGAGUUUCUCACCCCUGUGAUACGCGUCACCAUCACGUCGACGAACAAAACGUAG
Messenger RNA from Pomacea canaliculata, 2837 nucleotides. RefSeq names its product SNF1-related protein kinase catalytic subunit alpha KIN11-like. Lineage: Eukaryota; Metazoa; Mollusca; Gastropoda; Architaenioglossa; Ampullariidae. Gene Ontology annotation, biological process: intracellular signal transduction; protein phosphorylation. Gene Ontology annotation, cellular component: cytoplasm. Gene Ontology annotation, molecular function: ATP binding; protein serine/threonine kinase activity. The record is from RefSeq and is a predicted model, not a curated record.